AUGUUCGCAAACUGGAACCUCCUAAUCCCUGCCGAUAAGGACAAAUCCGCCCCGCGUAACCCCGCCAUCAAAAAGGCCCGUCUAACCUCCAUAACCUAUCCCCGGUGUAUCCCACUUUGUACUCCUCCUCCGCAAGAUACCCCUUCGACGGUCCCAUCUCUAGAAUCGAUUACCCAACUGUUCUCCACUCUCCGAAAACCCUCCGACGUACUUCCGUCGCAUCUACAACUUCUCAAUGUCAGCUAUACCUACGACCUUCCAUUAUCCUCCAUAGUUCCCACGAAAUAUCACCCUAACGAGAACGAUAGCGAUGAGAAUAGUCCGUUCAAUCAGAGGAAGAACGAGAUUGUAGUGGAGAAUCAGGAUGCGUAUGAUUUUAUUGCGAGACGGAGGAGGGAUAUUAAGAUUGGGAACUUUUAUAAGUUCUUUCAGGCGAUGGAGAUGGUGGAAUUGAUUCUGUCGUCGGAAAAUCCGGCGGAUAAGAAGGAGGUUAAGACGGGAGAUGGGAUACCCGUGGAUGGUGGUGCUGCCGGUGCUGCGGCUAGAAGUGCUGCGAAAUAUCGGGAAGAAUUGUUGAGAAAUUUCAUCGAUCCGAUAGCUUGGGGUUUUGAUAUGAGGAUAUACCCACCACGUUACCCUCCAAAGCUCCUCUCAAACCGUUCCCUCUUCUCAGUCAAAGCGGAUCUAUACCUCCAUAGCCAACCGCCCACCAUUCAAGAGCGUAAAGAAGGAGUAGUCCUCGGACCCGCAGCAAUACUACAAACCCGUAACGAGGAUAGUUUUACAGAAACAGACGACGUACCCGAUGCAGUUCACGAACUAUUGGCACUUUUAACACUGAGUCAAGAGAGAUCCAGGACGGGGAUGCACAAGAAAGUCAGAUACCAGGCUGUUGGGAAGGAUAAAGAAAUUGGUGGUGAUGACCUCUUCUUGUUCUCAUCCGUCAACCACCACCUCGCAGUCUCACACGUAUUCUUAACACAAGCAUACAUCAAAUUCAUCAGAACAGGCCAACUCCCAUCCGAAGAAUACAUGGAAAAGAACCCACAAUGGUGUUGUUGCAGAAUCGGACGAUCAAAAUGGUACAGUCUGAUUGAAGUCGACGGACGAAUCGAUGCUUUGAAAGCAGUCAUGGCGGUCAUGAAUUGGUUGAGAAGGACCGAUUAG
Orbilia oligospora ATCC 24927 is the source of this 1167-nucleotide messenger RNA. RefSeq lists its product as uncharacterized. The record is from RefSeq and is a predicted model, not a curated record. The transcript has 3 exons. The coding region runs from base 1 to 1167 and encodes 388 amino acids. Lineage: Eukaryota; Fungi; Ascomycota; Orbiliomycetes; Orbiliales; Orbiliaceae.